This is a messenger RNA of Eutrema salsugineum, 841 nucleotides long. Its product is annotated as protein LURP-one-related 14. The coding region runs from base 104 to 730 and encodes 208 amino acids. The transcript has 3 exons. The record is from RefSeq and is a predicted model, not a curated record. Lineage: Eukaryota; Viridiplantae; Streptophyta; Magnoliopsida; Brassicales; Brassicaceae.
GACAAGUCUUUCAUUAUUAGGAGGAUUAUCAAGGGCUCUAGAGCAAGAGCCUUUCAUAAUCUUUUGAAAUCUUCUUCUUGAGUUCAUUUCUAAAUAGAAAACAAUGCCGAGGAAUAAGAAAACAGAAUGGCAAAUAGGAGAUCCUCCGAUAAGCGUGGUGAGCGAUCAAUUCUGUAAUCCAUACCCAAUGGAUCUAUUGGUGAGGAGAAAAGUUCAGAAUUUCUCCAAAGAUCAUUACCAAGUGUUUGAUCCAAGCGGGAAUCUCCUCCUGCAAAUUGAUGGACAUGCUUGGGGAUUUAACCAUAAAAGGGUUAUGCGUGAUCCAGCUGGUUUCACAGUCCUCACAAUGCGCCAAAAGGGAAUUACGUUGAAGAACAAGUGGGAAGUGUAUGGAGGAGAGAGCAAAGAGAGAGAAGACUUGCUGUUCACGGUACAGCAAUCUCAAGCGAUCUCACUGAAAACAUCUGUGGAUGUUUUCUUGGCAGAGAACAAUAAUGUCAAGAAGAGCAAUACUUGUGAUUUUCAUGCUUCAGGCGGAUACUCGAAUAUCUCAUUCAAAGUUUUUAAAUCGGAUGCUCUCAUCGCCGGGGUAGGGGUUACGCAUAAGUUUACAUGGGGAAGCUUCUGCAAAGGGAAAUAUAAUUUUAGCGUGAGAGUGAAUCCAGAGGUUGAUUAUGCAUUUAUCAUAGCUUUGCUUGUUAUGGUCGAUGACAAUGAGAAUUGGUGUUAGUAUCUUCCUAGAUACUGUAUAUAUAUCUUGUCCUCUUUGGCUCUUUCUCUGUUCCUUCCACAAUUUUUCGGUCUGUAUACAUGUAUUCUUUUGUCAAGAUUGUUUUUUUUU